Lineus longissimus is the source of this 11973-nucleotide messenger RNA. Its product is annotated as ankyrin repeat domain-containing protein 50-like. Gene Ontology annotation, molecular function: protein binding. Gene Ontology annotation, biological process: regulation of apoptotic process. The record is from RefSeq and is a predicted model, not a curated record. Bases 313 to 2184 code for a protein of 623 amino acids. Lineage: Eukaryota; Metazoa; Nemertea; Pilidiophora; Heteronemertea; Lineidae. The transcript is spliced from 20 exons.
AUCGUUAUUUAAAUGGGGUAACAUCAGAAGGAAAACUGCCUUCAAAAACAUCUUUCUCUUGCACUUUCAACCCAUUUUAAGCACCGUAAACACACACACGUGUACAAACUACGUAUUCACUAAGAUUUCAACAGUGCAGACGGGGCAAAUCUACAGAAGGAGUGUGUCAAUAAAACGGCCUUCUCUCUUAUAAUAUAGAUGAGAUUGAACACGACAACACCACAAGCCCGGAAAUAACAAGCCUCGGUGAAUCAUAAUCCAUUCGACAGAUAUUUGCAGUGGGAGACCCAAUGUACAUGUAUUUAAAAAACUAUGGCAGCUAAAAAUAUAGGGGCAGAAAAAACGGACAAAAAGUGGCAUGCACAUCUGCUAAGUAAGUUGGAUGGAAAGCUGACAGAUGAGGAGGUGAGAAAACUGAAGCACUUUCUUGGGACUGCGGAAACGCUCACCCUCAAUGAACUGGGGAAGUGCAGUAAUUUUUGCGAUGUGUGGAACAGUCUUGAAAGGGCACGAAAGCUGGCAAUCGGUGAUUACGACGAACUGAGUGAGUUGAUGGAGAUGCUCAAACGCAUGGACUGUGUUGGUGUGAUCAAUGACCACAAGGGCAGAAUAGAAGAUUACCGUGCAAACCAGCAUCUCUCACAGUCUCAGAAAACGUCUGUCGGUAGGCCUUCAGGUGGCGCAGUGCCUAAAACUACGGCAAGUGAUGAGAAAGAAUGCUCUCAGCAUCUCUCACAGUCUCAGAAAACGCCUGUCGGUAGGCCUUCAGAUGGCGCAGCGCCUAAAACUACGGCAAGUGAUGAGAAAGAAUGCUCCCAGCAUCUCUCACCGUCUCAGAAAACGCCUGUCGGUAGGCCUUCAGAUGGCGCAGUGCCUAAAACUACGGCAAGUGAUGAGAAAGAAUGCUCUCAGUCUCAGAAAACGCCCGUCGGUAGGCCUUCAGAUGGCGCAGCGCCUAAAACUACGGCAAGUGAUGAGAAAGAAUGCUCUCAGAGUCAGGGUAAAUCUCUAGCCAAAGCCGCCAGAGACGGAGAUACUGCAGCAGUCGUCAAAUUGCUAUCAGAUGGAGCACAUGUAGACUAUGUAGACUAUGAGAUUUAUACGAACGGCUGGACGGCGCUAAUGUACGGCUCCAAAAACGGUCACCUUGAUGUCGUAGAUUAUCUAUUGAAAGGUGGCGCAGAGGUCGACAAAGAGACGAAGGACGGCUGGACGGCGCUAAUGAUCGCCUCCCAUUACGAUCAGCCUGAUGUUGUAGAUGUUCUAUUGAAAGGUGGCGCAGAAGUUGACAAAGAGAAGAAGGACGGCUUCACGGCGCUAAGGAUCGCCUCCCAAUUCGGUCAGCCUGGUGUCGUAGAUGUUCUAUUGAAAGGUGGCGCAGUGGUUGACAAAGAGAACAAGGACGGCUGGACGGCGCUGAUGAUCGCCUCCCGACACAGUCACAUUGGUAUCGUAGAUGCUCUAUUGAAAGGUGGCGCAGAGGUUGACAAAGAGAAGAAGGACGGCUUUACGGCGCUAAUGGUCGCCUCCCAAUUCGGUCAGCCUGAUGUUGUAGAUGUUCUAUUGAAAGGUGGCGCAGAAGUUGACAAAGAGAAGAAGGACGGCUGGACGGCGCUAAUGAGCGCCUCCAAAAACGGUCACAUUGGUGUCGUAGAUGCUCUAUUGAAAUGUGGCGCAAAGGUUGACAAAGAGAAGAAGGACGGCUCGACGGCGCUUACGAUCGCCACCGAAAACGGUCAGCCUGAUGUUGUAGAUGCUCUAUUGAAAGGUGGCGCAGAGGUUGACAAAGCGAAGAAGAACGACUUCACGGCGCUUAUGAUCGCCUCCCAAGAAGGUCACCGUGAUUGCGUAGAUGCUCUAUUGAAAGGUGGCGCAGAGGUUGACAAAGAGAAGAAGAACGACUUCACGGCGCUUAUGAUCGCCUCCCAAGCAGGUCACCGUGAUUGCGUAGAUGCUCUAUUGAAAGGUGGCGCAGAGGUUGACAAAGACAGGAAGAAUGGCUGGACGGCGCUAAUGAGCGCCUCCCGACGAGGACACCUUGAUGUCGUGAAAACUCUAUUGAACGGCGGAGCAGCGAUUGACAAAAUCACCAAGGAUGGACGUUGGACCGCAUUAGGAGAGGCAGAGGAUGCUGGACACAAAGAAGUGGCCGAAUUCUUAAAGAAGUCAGGAGCAAAACGAUAGAAAGGGUGAUCAAUGAUUGCCUUCCCAGUAACAGGUAAAUAGGCAACGGCACAAAGCCAGGGCUGAAGAGUGACCACUUCAUUUACCGUCAUCAGGGCCCGGACUGGAUCAGGUGGUCACCAUCAAUUGACACAGCACAGUUGAGGAACAUGAGCCAAAGUGAAAACACCCAGCAGCUCGGCGAUGGUCAACGUUAAAUCCAAUCUGCGAUAGCAGGUCAUGCGAUCUUUGAGAUUUCGCGGGAAAUGAAAUUGUCAACAAACGCAAGUGCGCAGUUCAAAUGUCAACAAAUGCGCGUUUGUGAUUGCGGACUGGGUAUUCCCGUUUUUUGAAAAGGGUUUCUUAAAGGGGGACUAUAUAUAGGACCUGGGGGGGGGUCAUGUAUCAGAUGUAUUUGGACCCAACUAAUCCUGUCUCUUCAUUAUGUAACAGGCAAUUUAAAAAAUGUCAUAAAGUACCUUAUUUAUUUUAUUUUAUUUUCGUUCUUUUUCGCAAUGUAUGAGUGGACUUUGACGCAACACAGGUUUUUUGCUUUCAUUACUAGAAAAUUCCUACUUAACUCUUUCAUUAUGAAUAUAAGUUUUAGCUCACUACAGGUGAUUGUUUUUUUUCCUACAGCCGGUGACCUUAGAGAACACCCCUCAUAGUCAGCAAUGCAGUCAGUCAGGGUCUUUAUGACCAACUCAGCUCAUACAUGAAGGAUUGGGGGUCUUUAUCAAAGGUUAUGGAAGAGAUUUUAAAAAUAGCAUAAAAAUCCUAAGCAAAAAUGUGCACUUGUCAUGACUAUCGAACACACUAUCGAAUUGCAAGUGCCAAAAAAUGAUAUUUAUAAAGCACAGUUAAUGGGCUCAUUAGAUUUUUUGAAAAGGCAAAUAAAAAUAAAAAAAGUGAUUUUUGGACCUUUUUUGAAAUGUUGGUUACAUAAUGAAGGGAUGGAAUUAGGUGCAUCCAAAUACAACAGAUAUAUAUGACCAACUUAAUAUACCAUACUCUGAAAACCGCAUUCAAAUAUCGUAUUUUAUCUAUGUGAUAUUUUUUUUAAACGGUGGACAUUUACUUUCUGGAAAGACUGUGCAUUUGGUCCUAUCCGCUGAAAGAGGCAAAUGUAGCGCGUCCUCUCAUUGGGAGAUUGCCCUGCUGGUUUUGAUAGUAUUGCGUCAUUGUGUUCGUUAUUUUCGGGUGACCCUGAAAACAUUCUGAAAUAUAUGUUUUGUAUUCGUGGUCAUUUUUUCCGUCGUAUGCGCGUAGCUUUAGGGAUCUUGUAUACACAAACACAUCAUUCUGUAAAAUUUCAAAAAAUGACUAAAACCCCUCAAAUUCAGGUCAGUAGCUUUUUGAUAACGGGGGAGGUGAACUUUGCAAAGAAAUACCUGAUCUCUAAAACAUUUGCCAAUGACUGACUACUCUCAGCUUUGUUUACACAUGUUGAAGGGAGACUAUAAGCAGUCGCUAGGUAGGUCUGAUCAAAGUGGCAAAUAGGGGCCCCUCCCAUUUCGCCGUACAUCGAAACUAUUCGUGUCUGUAAGAGAAUUAUAAAUCCUGAAUGAACAUUACGAUUCCCCACACGGUGCGUCUGGUACGCCCGAAUACCAUCUUAGUGACCAUCUCAAAAUUAGCUGAUGCCACGAAAGACAAACCUCGGUUAGUAUCUCUCACCCCCCCCCCCCCCCCUGAAAGUCUAAAUGCCAAGAGAGAUUGUCAUCAGAAAAAUACAUUGCUGAUGACAAAAGAAUAUGUAAAUCGUCAACCCCCGCAGACUUACCGAGGUUCUUUUGUGACAUCAGCUAAAUUUGAGAUGGUCCCUUAGCUUUUGCCUAAAUCCCCACUUUAAGUAGGGAGUUUUUGCAAAUCCCUAGAAACGCUAACGUUAACGGCGAUCUCAUUGUUCGACCUCCUGGUCGUCCUGAUAAUUGCAUUAGAUGAUGGGAUAGGCGUUCGCUUUGACGUUUCGGGGAUUUGCGAAAACUCCCCAAUACUUCAUAAACAAAGCGUAUCGCCUCCUCAGCGGAAAAGUUUCAUAAUUUAAAUAUGUGUAUUUUCCUUUUUCGCCUCGGGACAUUAUCGCCUGUGUUCUGUAGUGUCAGUUUAAGCACGCUAUCUUUGACUUUGUGGUUUCAUCAAAAUGGAUAAUUCAAUUUUCAUUUGCACAAAAAACAACGUGCCACUGUAAAUCCUAAGUAUCUCCUAUUCUAAAAUACCUUUAUUUUUUUCUUAAAAUUGAUAAUGUGGUAGUACCAUUUUGACACAGAGGCCUCGGCUGGACACAACCAAAACCUCUUGGGCUUGUAUAAAGUGUGUCAAAAGCAUAUCGCGGUGGAUUAUGCCUAAGAUAGAUCAAGUUUGAGAUUUUUUCAUGAAUGGGAGUUGAUACUUCUGUGUCGAUAUUGGUUGUCUCACUAAUCACUGCUCAGAUGAAGCUGUCAUUCUCUAAACACCUUGGCUGUCUACUCGGGUUUGACCUCGCUCCAUGUUGGCGGUGUUUGGUAAGACAACCAAUAACUCUUGUUCUGUAUCAAUGCCUUAAUCUAUGCAACGUGGCCUCACAACACGGUCAAGGAACUUUCCAGUCCGGCAACGAUCCCCGUUUUGCAAGUUAUUUCUGGGUCAGGGAAGACAUAGCGAGUUACUGCCUCACCGGUGUGAAAAAAAAUUGAGUCCCCCUGGAGAAUUUGUCCUAGCCUUUUUCACAGGCCUUUUUCAUGGCAAGAGAGACUGUAGUCCUUUUUGGAGUUCAGUGUAAAGGGCUAACUGAAUGACAUCCAAUGUAAUGCCAAGCUAAAGUUCGUUAAGUUAGGUUAAUGGCAUACCUUGUGUUGAACAACCUGACCUGGGAUAUGACUUCUCUUAAGGCUGUGGGAAGGACAUCGUCGUCAAAUCUAUAGUUCUAAUGUGAAAACCAAUAUUGUAUGUAAAACCAUGUUUUGUUUUACCGUGAUUGGUGAUUAUUGCGUAAGACACAGAGUUAAAGUACAGGCUUAGUGACAAUGCUUGUUUGGAAUAACCAGACCUGUGGUUUAACACCUCUUUAUUGCUGUGGGAGGUACAACAUCGACAUCAUUAUCAUCAGAAAGUUCUAAUGUAAACAAAAUAUUGUAUGAUGUUAAUAUGUUAUCAUGUCUGGUGAUUUUCAUGUGAUUCGUAAUGACUGCUACAGAGUUAAUACUUAGAUAACUUGUAUUAUCCAGGCCCAGGCCCAGCUCUCUUUAACUCCUGUGAGAGGCACAGUACUGUUAUAAUGCACUUGUAGCAUCAAUAUCAAAACUAUAAGUAGUUCUAAUGUAAUGCAAUUUUUGGCUCACCUGUGAGCCUUUACCAUCAUGCAGUGUCCGUCGUCGUCCGUCGUCGUCGUCGUUAGACAUGGGUAGCGCAUUUUGUAACCGCUCAAGCUUUUGAACUCUAACUUGGUACACAUGUACCCCUAGGUGACCGCUACUCAGAGACUGAAUCGCGGCCUCAUAUGAUAUAGGGUUUCACCACCAGGGGGCCAGAGGUCAAAAAUGGAAAAAUAGUGUUUUCUCCCUUAUAACCUGUCCGAAAAAUUUGAAAAAAAUAUGGUAGGUACUUCUACCAAUAGGACAUCACAUAUCCUCCGGGUUUUUUAUUUGACCUACUUUUGAAGGUCACAGAUGUCAAAGUUUGUCGGCAGCAACGCCGUUAGUUGGUGGUGGCACGUUUUGUAACCGCUCAUGAUAUUGAACUCUAACUUGGUACACAUGUACCCCUAGGUGACCGCUACUCAGAGACCGAAUCGCGGCCUCAUAUAAUACACGGUUUUGCCACCAGGGAGGCAGAGGUCAAAAAUGGAAAAAUUGUGUUUUCUCCCUUAUUACCUGUCCGAAAAAUUUGAAAAAAUAUGGUAGGUACUUCUACCAAUGGGAUAUCACAUAUCCCCCGGGUUUUUGAUUUGACCUACUUUUGCUGGUCACAGAGGUCAAAGUUUGUCGGCAGCAACGCCGUUAGUCGGUGGUGGCACGUUUCGUAAUCACUUUAGCCAGAGAUCUCAAACUUGGUACAAAUGCACCCCUGGGUGACCCCUACUCAGAGACCGAAACUUGGCGUAAUACAAUUCACAGUUUGGCCAAUAGGAGGCCAACACCACCUGCCUCCGAUCAUACCAGCCGACUGAAACAUAUGUCAUUCUUGGUAACUUCAACAUGAAUUCAAUAGAGGGAGGUGAAAAUGUCGAUGCCAAACUUGAAAAAUUCUUUCUCCAGGAAUAUAACAUGAAGCAAAGUCACUGAAGAAACAACUGAUUACCACACCAAAUUAGACCUUGCAUUUACUAAUGCACAUCAUGUGGACCAUACAGGGGUCAUUGACAUUUGCUGGUCUGACCAUGAAAUGAUAUAUACAGCUUUUCCAAUGUCAGAAUCAUUGACCCCAUAGCAUUCCCUUUGACACAGGUGAGCACAUGGUCCCUGGACCAUUUCAUCGGUUUAUUCGUGAUUAUUGCUUUAGAUAUACAGAGUUAACGCUAACUUAAAAUAGCUUGUUUUAUCCAGCCCCAAGCACGUCACGGCCCUCUUUCAUUUUGUGAGAGGUACAUUUACUGUUGAAUGCACCUGUCGCAUCAUUGUCAAAACUAUGCAUAUAGUUCUAAUCAAUAACAGAUUAAUUCAAAAAAACCUCUAACUUGGAUUUCCUCAAUUUCUGAAUGAAAUUGCAACUUUUCAACCUCUACCUGGCAGUCGCAAUUUUUGGAGGAUUGUAAUGGUUAGGGUCUCAAAAUGACGCUAAUGCUCUCCUCUUACAGCCAAAUAGGGCAAUUUAAAUAUUGAUUGAGAAAGUCUAUCACCAGAAGACAUUAUAUGCACAUCUGUUUUUGGCCAACACUGUCUGUCAUGAGUGAGUGUGAUGGUCAUGAGGAGUAAAAGUGUCACAAUAUUCUAAUAGAGCGCGCAUAGAUUGAUUUGCAUAUAUACCACAAAACCAACACACAUAACUCCUCCCACCAACUAGCUGUGAGGUUUUGUCCCCACCUCACACCACCAAAAUUCCUGGUAGGCCUAAUUAGCUAUGCAAGUGGCAUAAAGCUUUGCAAACCAUCGAUGAGCGGAAAAGUCAUGUAAUAUGAAUAACAUGUCAUUUCACCAAGCUCUUACAUCGCAGUUCUUGGCCAUGCUGGCUAUUGAAUCACCAUAUAUUGGGAUUAUCUAAUAAAAUUCCUGGAAAGGCCACAGAUUUAUCAUAAUGCUUUAACAUAUAAAUUUGUAGGCCUAUGCCCAUGUCUGUACAUUGGCCUUCAGUGCAAAAUAAGUCCAAAACUGGUUCUUUUCAAAACAUCAUGACUGAGCCCAUCGGAAGAAAUUGAAAAAGCUGCAAAUAAAAUCACCAUUUACUCAUAAACUAUAUACAUGUAGGGGAUUUUUUUCUGCAAAAUGGCAGCUUGCCCUAGCAAUGACCCUUAUUCACGCAUUGAUAAGGUUUAGGGCAGAGAAAAGUCAAAGGUUUGCUUAUUCCUUCCACCAAAAAUCUUUUUUUUUUUCUCAUGAUCAGGAAGAUUUGUCAACCUGAAAGACUGUUUCAUAUCUUCAAUAUUUGAUACUGACCCUCGAUAUAUCUUUAAUAUAAAUAAGCAAGCAGCAUUUUUUAUUUUAUUUCAUAUUUUAUAGGUUUCGGACUUGUAAAAUUUUAGAAAAAUUCCCCCAGUAUCUCUGCCUCUUGAAGCCCAUCCUUCACAGAAGGUGCUUGUUGCUGACAUUGAUGAUAACACAGUCACAUUUUCUUUACAAAGGACACAGAGUGAAUAGCCUUGAUUUUUUAAGACAUCAAAAAUUGCUUUGUUGGUUUAAUCAUCCAUAGUAGAGUUGUCCUCUAAGGAUUCUAAAAUCCCAUGUCAGGGUAUGUCAUGAUAAUAAAGAAAGUUUUGUAAUAGGUCUUGUCAACAGGACGUAAGCAUAAUGUCUGAUCAUGUCACUCCGGUAGAAAUUGGCAGAUGUCAUUUUCAGUGAUGUUUAAGAUUUUACAGAGAUAAAGGGCAUACAAAAUCAAAAUAAUCCACAUUACAGAGAAAAAUAAUUAAAUCGUGUAGGUAAAAUAUAAUUUUGGCCGAGUUUGCAGUUUGGCAAGAUGAAUAUCCCAAUUUUGUUGGCCACGGGCUGCGUAGUCAUCCGACAUGAUAAUGCUAACUGCUGCUCUAGUUGUUGGGGACAUUCAGUUUGGGACAUUUACAGUGGAUGAAUUAUCUGCCCUUCUAUCAUAUAAUGACCAAGGCAAUAUGGCGUGUUAUUUGGUGUAAAUUCCCCCUCGUAAAUCCGCCAUGCGUGCGGGAUAAGGGCACAAUCUCGCAAAGAAGAACCCAAAUCCCUUUGAAUGUCAUUCUAUCAUCCCUCCCAGCCAUUGGCUUUGUUGUGAAAUGGAACAGUUCAAGACCGAUAGACUUUGGACAGUUCUAACAAUACAGUAGAAGGGAAUGUUCUGUCACUGUUCCAACCAACAUCACAUUCCAAUGGUUACCUCGCCUGAACUGAUUACGAGAUGACAGAUAGAUCACGGUCAUGAUCAAUAAUAAACUGACACGCCUGCAUCAAAGGGGUCUUAUCCACCGAAUACUACAUGCACACACUAAAAAGUUUUCAUAUUUUACUUGUAACCUUGUUGUUGAACUUAUCAAAGUAGAUUCUAUUUUCAAAAACUGUAAACUUUUAUUGCUAAUUUCCAUAUUACUACCCACCCACUGGAUUGGCCCAAGCUCUACCAUGGCAACAUUCAUUACUUAUUCAUGUGUGUGUGUACACUAGCGGCGUAUAAGGGGAUAAAAGAGCACAAUAGGACCAUUGUCUGAAAAUUGGGCUCAGUUGUAAAAACAGCUGUACAUACAAUGCAACAUUGUGAUGAACUGUUUAACGGAAAGACUAAGAAGUAAAUGCCAUUGGGUAGUAGAGAGAAAAUGCAGCGCAGUGGUACAAGAGUCGUCUGAAUCGGUAGACUGGUGCCUGAUCAACAGCUGCCGAAAGAAAGGCUAUAUUAAGUUGGAGGUAUUUUUGAACUAAUCUGUUUUUGUUCUUAUGUAAUGGAAUUUUUAUGUUAUUCCUGAUUGCUUGCAGAUAUACAGAGUUAAGUUGAAACAAUUUGAAACCAGACCCUCUUUCACCCGGUGAGAGGUACAUUUAUUGUUGAAUGCACUCGUGGCAUCAUUAUCACAACUAUAUGUCUUGUAAUUCUAGUGUAAACGUAGAGAUUUUACUGGCGCGAAUCAAGGAUUUUUCGUGGAGGCUUUAUAUCAAAUGCAACCUCGGGCGGGCGCCGUCGGCGGCCUACCCAAGAAGAUUUUGAACAAUUAGAAGGCCAUUAGAUGCGAUUUCCAAUCGUCUCAGCAACACUGUGCUGCCGGCCCACUGACAGAAAAUGUUGGUAUUUAUCAAUAAGAAUGCUGUCGAUUCGAUUUCCCAGUAUCCCUGCUUCUAAGGGCUCAAGUAGUGAACAUCGACCCCCUAAGGUCCUCAGGAUGAACAGGAAUGCGCUCCCAAUGAAAUUUCUUUCUUCAGAUGGCCGUAAUUAGGCGAUUUUCAAGCAUCUCAACAUCAAGUAUGAUUAAGCUGACGGUGGUGACCUUUUUGCCAAACAAAGUCCUUUCGUGAACUUUAUGACAAAGCAAUGGGGACCUUAGGCUCCUCACCCAGAAGAAAAAUCCCUUUUGGGAAAGUUAAGCGUAAAUGCGAUUUCUUGGCAUCUGAUAUAAAACUUAAAUUCACAGGAACUUUUGCAAAUACUUCUUCACCAAAUGUAACAUGUUUGUCAGGAGUCAACAUGCAUUUUAGGAGGGUGCGGGUCUGCUCACACGGGCCAUGUUUAGUACCCGAGGUAAAGUGAUAUAUAGAGACUGAGAGAAAUGUGCAAAAAGAAAGCUUCCUUCUACCAAAGACGUUUCGUUUCCAAAUGUCGGUACCAACUACUAAAUCUUGUGAGAAGACGGCUCUAAUAAGUACAUGUAGUGUACAUGUAGUGUGAUUUUCAAAUUAGGACGUUUGGACUCGAUGUCAAGGGGAGGGAGUUUCACUUAUUGUCUAUAAAGGCAAUAGGCUGUGGUACGGGUGUCUGCUGAAGAAAUAACAGUCUAUGCAACAUUGGGUCCGAAUAAUUUUCUUUACUGCUAAAUGUCGAAAAAUGGUUUGUUGGAAGUAGCGGGGUCAUGACACCAAUCCCCUUCCCCUGGAUCCGCGCCAGUUACAAGUAUGCUUUUCUUAUAUCGUGCUUUAUGAUUUUUGUGUGAUAUUUGUUUAGCGUACAGUCAACCUCGCCUAACUCGACUGUGCUCAACCUCAAAACCAAGUCACCUGAUACCAAAGGCCCGAUUUGGCCAGUAUUUUCAAUAACCUCGACUAUGAUCAACUCGAAAAUCAAGUCGACUGAUACAAAAACCCGAUUUGGCCAAUAUUUUCAUAAGAAUCGACUGUGCUUAACUCGAAAACCAAGUCGACUGAUACAAAAAGCCCGAUUUGGCCAAUAUUUUCAUUGAGCUCGACUAUGCUCAACUCGAAAACCAAGUGGACUGAUACAAAAUACCUGAUUUGGCCAAUAUUUUCAUUAAAUUCGACAGUGCUCAACUCGAAAACCAAGUCGACUGAUACAAAAGCCCGAUUUGGCCAAUAUUUUCAUAAAAAUCGACUGUGCUUAACUCGAAAACCAAGUCGACUGAUACAAAAAGCCCGAUUUGGCCAAUAUUUUCAUUAAGAUCGACUAUGCUCAACUCGAAAACCAAGUCGAUUGAUACAAAAUACCUGAUUUGGCCAAUAUUUUCAUUAAGCUCGACUGUGCUCAACUCGAAAACCAAGUCGACAGAUACAAAAUACCUGAUUUGGCCAAUAUUUUCAUUAAACUCGACUGUGCUCAACUCGAAAACCAAGUCGACUGAUACAAAAAACCUGAUUUGGCCAAUCUUUUCAUGAAACUCGACUGUCCUCAACUCGAAAACCAAGUCAACUGAUACAAAAGCCAGAUUUGGCUAGUAUUUUCAAUAACCUCGAUUGUGCUCAGCUCGAAAACCAAGUCGACUGAUACAAAAACCUGAUUUGGCCAAUAUUUUCAUGAAACUCGACUGUCCUCAACUCGAAAACCAGGCCAACUGAUACAAAAGCCCGAUUUGACUAGUAUUUUCAAUAACCUCGACUGUGCUCAGCUCGAAAACCAAGUCGACUGAUACAAAAAACCUGAUUUGGCCAAUUUUUUCAUGAAACUCAACUGUCCUCAACUCGAAAACCAAGUCAAUUGAUACAAAAAGCCCGAUUUGGCCAACAUUUUCAUUAAACUCGCCUACGCUCAACUCGAAAACUACGUUGAUGGGUACAGAAGGCCCGAUUGUGCCAACAUUAUUUCCAUAAAAACUCGCACCACUUGUGUCGAUUUUUCUGACUCGUCAACGAGAUGUUCACGGUACAUUUGUCAAAAUGUCAUGUGAAUUCUUUUCUCGAAGUCAAAGCUCUGUGAAUUGGCUUUGCACAUGUGCAGCGUGGUCAAUAACACAAUACACUAGGGGCGUUGUGCGCAGGUUGUCUAUCGAAGUUGCAUUGACUGCGCAUGUGUUCGAAUAUUCAAAAGAUAUUCGUUACGGUGGAUUUUGAGCAAGUUUAACACAGCUCCUAUGCAUGGUCAGAUCAUGUGUUGUACACCGAAACCCCGUGACAUCGAUUGACAACACGAAGACAUUCGAUUUGGUGUAUGUCGAAACUCAUCUAAGUCGAAGCUAUCAUCGGUGACCACAAUCCGAGUGAGGCGAGGUUGACUGUAUAUAUAACAUUAGUUAUUGUUAUUCAAGACCGAAACAGAAAUAAACCGUAAUCUGAUAGAAUA